CGGGCAAGCAUAGGGAAUUCGGCGCGCGAAACCGACAGCAGGAAGGAACACAGGACUCGACGGCGACGUAAGCACUGAGUCUAUCUAACUUAAUCCAUAAUCGACAAACAUCUACAUUAAUAUGGCAGAUCCCAAGGACGCACAAGAAGAACAUGAUCCAGACACUGCAGAAGACUCCAACCAUGACCCCCAAUUUGAGCCCAUCGUCUCCCUCCCUGAGCAGGAGGUGAAGACACUAGAGGAGGAUGAGGAGGAGCUUUUCAAAAUGCGGGCCAAGCUCUACCGCUUCUCCUCUGACAACGACCCCCCAGAGUGGAAGGAGAGGGGAACCGGGGACGUGAAGCUGCUGAAACACAAAGAGAAGGGCACCAUUCGCUUGCUCAUGAGGAGAGACCGGACCUUGAAGAUCUGCGCUAAUCACCAGAUUACUACGAUGAUGGAGCUGAAGCCCAACGCUGGCAGUGACAGAGCCUGGGUAUGGAACACACUAGCAGACUUUGCAGACGAAAGCCCAAAGCCUGAACUUUUGGCGAUACGUUUUCUCAAUGCAGAAAAUGCCCAGAAAUUUAAGGUGAAGUUUGACGAGUGCAAGGAGGAGGUCAGAAAAUCGACUGAGGAGGAUUCAGAUGAUGAGACCACAAAGAAAGUUGCAGAGAAACUGGAGGAGCUCUCUGUAAAGGAAGACAAGACGGUGGAGGAGAAGGACCAAGUAGAGGAGAAGAAAGAAGACGUGAAGGCGGAGGAGAAGAAAUGAGAGAAUUACGAACUUGCUUUGCAGAUCCUAUUUUUCAGUUUCCCCCCCACCCCCUUUUUUCUACAAUAGACUGUAUUGAACUGAAUUUGGACACUUGCAUUUUUGAAUUAUUUUUAAGUGGGUUUUUUCCCUCCUUCUCGGGGCCUCCUAAAAUGGAGGUCGGAGCGACUCAUCCCAAACUAAAAGCGGCAAAAUGUAAUCAUCUCUUUUGCUCCCAGUUCUGUUUUUCUUGCACCAUGGAACGUCUCCAUCUUCCAUUCUAUUCAUCACCAAUGAUCUCUUCAGACAAACUGAUUUGAGGCUUGUGAUGUCUAGUAUUCCCACAUUGGGGUAUCGUUUUUUUUGUUUUAAUUUUGUCAUUCGGCAGCAGUUAGUUUUUGUAGGAAGAGAGGUUGACGGCCUGCUCGGUUGGAAGAGGUCGAAACGGACUCGGAUCGUGUCUGUCUGAAACUCCACCGUUUAGCCAACAGAAUUGCCUUGUAGGAAGUCUGUAUCUUCCUAGGGGUUAGCCCACGCCAGUGGGUUACUCUGGAUAGAGCAGAAAGGAUCCACUCCCAAGGGUUGAGAUUCAGGAUGUAUGCUGUGAAAUGCAGUCCCUCCACUGACAUGGUUGACCAUUUUAUCACACAAAACUUAAUCGCACGCCUAAUUAAUUUGUUACAUUUACAGAAUCAAAAGCCAACGGUUAUUCCGAUUUUGUUGUCUGCUGAACAUCCUAAGCGGGGGCCAGUAGUCUGUGUGUGUAGUCCAUAACAUUCCCUCAGAUUUAAAGCAUGUAGAUUAUGUAAAAUAGAAGAGUGGGACUAUGCCCUAUCAGAUGUGUGUGCUCAUUACCAUAUCAGUAACCUGGUAAUUGUUUAUUUUUUUUUAUUACACCCCUUGCCUCGAAGUGCAUCUAAUUGCCAGUGCAUCUGUAAAUACCUGUGUAUAUGGAUGGAAUGUUGCUGUUCAGUUGCACUCAAAUGGUUUGAAAUAUUUCCUCCACCUUCAAAUAAAAUCUCUAAGACCAUGCUUGCUGUAGUGAAAAUCUCCCACCAUCUUAAGUACUGAGAGGUUGUAAUGUAAGAUGACAUGGAUGUAUGGUUAUUAAAACUGUUUAAAACCAUUAAGUCUA
Messenger RNA from Gadus morhua (Atlantic cod), 1868 nucleotides. RefSeq names its product RAN binding protein 1 (gene ranbp1). Gene Ontology annotation, cellular component: centrosome; nuclear pore; cytoplasm. The record is from RefSeq and is a predicted model, not a curated record. The coding region runs from base 122 to 754 and encodes 210 amino acids. Gene Ontology annotation, biological process: positive regulation of mitotic centrosome separation; nucleocytoplasmic transport. Gene Ontology annotation, molecular function: GTPase activator activity. NCBI's taxonomy places the organism in Eukaryota, Metazoa, Chordata, Actinopteri, Gadiformes, Gadidae. The transcript is spliced from 6 exons.